UAUAGUGAGUGACAUUUAAAAUUUGAUUUGUAUUGAAAUAAGUUAAUUUUGAUUAUGUGAUUUGCUGACAGAAAUAAUGGCAACAUUUAUUACAAUUACAAAAAUUAUAAUUUGUCUGUGCUUUUUACAAUUUUCUUAUUCAGAAGAAAAUAAUACUCCAAACAAUAUACAAAAUAUAUUUACACCUAGUGCAGAAAUAGCUGAACCGUCUGAAGCAACUCCUGAAGAAGAGUUAAAUAUUGAAAGUAAUGCCACGUCUGUAGAAAAUGGUACAACUAGUAAUGAAACAGUUACCGAACAGACUACGGAUAUAUCAGCGAAUGUAACUGAAACGAAGGCUGCAAAUACAAAUGCUACUUCAAAUAAAGUUGUAUGCAAACCUCAAGUAGAUGGUGGUACUAUUGAAGUUGUGAAUUCUACACGACUUUUAAAACUGUUGAUGUCAAAUCCAAAUAUAACAACGAAAGAUACACCAGCUAAUUGUAACAUGGUAUUUUUUUAUGGUGUAUCGUGUCCAUUUAGUGGUGCUGCCACAGCUCAAUACACAGCUUUAGCACGCAUAUUUCCCAACAUAAAAAUGGUAGCUAUUGACGCCAUGACUCAUCACAUAUUUAAUGCUCAAAAUGGUAUUGUGGGUGUGCCUACAUUAAUGCUGUUCCAUAAUGGGCGUGCUGUUGCUAAAUAUAAUGAGUCAGAGUAUAAAAUUGAUUUGCUAGUAAAAUUUAUUGGUAAACAUACAAUUGGUAUAGUGGAUCCGGAUGUGGAUACAACAAAAUAUUAUGUAACAUCAGAUGAUUUUCGUGGACCUUUAUCACAUUUACCAGAAUAUCAACGUGAUUAUUGUCUAGGACUAUCGUGGAUUUUUAUUUGUUUGUGUACCGUGUAUUUCUUUUCACAAUCAAAAUGGUGGAAAUGGAUUGUUGAGACAAUACAAAAUACGUGGCGGGAAUCUGAAGCACAACAUGAGCAUACUGAUUAAAAAAAACAUUUACACAGUAUUUAAAAAUAAGUUUUCACUUCCAUUAAAGAAAUUUAACACGAUCUUUAAUUUAUUAAUUUUGUAUUUAGGGAAAGGUGACUGUGGUAUAGUGAAACAAAAAGUGUAUUUGGGGUUGUAAAGACAAAUAUUCAAUCAGUUUAAAAAUAUGUAGUUAAAUAUUAAAAGUUAGUAUUUUCUUUAAUAAAUUACUAUACAUCAAAGUUAAGAAAUAUGUUUCGAAACUAAA
This is a messenger RNA of Chrysoperla carnea, 1226 nucleotides long. RefSeq lists its product as uncharacterized. The transcript is spliced from 2 exons. NCBI's taxonomy places the organism in Eukaryota, Metazoa, Arthropoda, Insecta, Neuroptera, Chrysopidae. The record is from RefSeq and is a predicted model, not a curated record. Bases 77 to 979 code for a protein of 300 amino acids. Gene Ontology annotation, biological process: cilium assembly. Gene Ontology annotation, cellular component: cilium.